Jatropha curcas is the source of this 2304-nucleotide messenger RNA. The record is from RefSeq and is a predicted model, not a curated record. NCBI's taxonomy places the organism in Eukaryota, Viridiplantae, Streptophyta, Magnoliopsida, Malpighiales, Euphorbiaceae.
AUGUCUGUGUUUCUUGAAAUCUUGAGGUGUAUUCUUUGUUGUGUUGAGGAUCGUGGAGAUGAAUAUGAAUAUGAAACAUUAUAUGGAAAUAAUUCAGGUGAAACAAUUACUCCUAAUAUAUAUAGGGUAGGAUUCGGUUCAAGGUCAAGUAAUCCGACAAACUUUGAACCAACAUAUGUUGAGACAGUAAAAAGAAUUGAUGAUGUGCAUAGUGCUUCAAGUAUUUAUGCAAAAUAUGAACCUAUAUCUUCAUAUAGUCCACACACAUCUUCCUCUAUGCUACAACAACCUUCAUCUACUAAACUCACAUAUUCUUCAAGUCCAACUCUGUCGAGAUCUGAACCGCCAAAAUCUUCUUCUAACCAAAAUCAAUCACUAACAUCACACUUAUCUUCUUCUAAAACAUUAUCUUUUGCACCAUCAACUUCAUCAAAACCUUGCACUAAAGAAGCUAAAGUAUCACCAUCUUCUAAACCUAUUCCUAAAGCAUCACUAUCUUCCUCGGAGUCUUCUCCAUCAUCCUUUAAGCACCCACCAUCUUUUAAACUAACUUUGACUCCGGCUUUCUCAAAUGUGACCAAUCAACAGACAAAAGCCGCCAACAAACAGGUUGAAAAGAAUACAUCACCUAUCCUAAAAUUUCAAACAUCACACUCUGAGCCAUCUCCACUUCAACUCUGGCUGGCUCCAACUUCCCCAAAUGGCACAAAUGAGCAUUCAAAAGCAAACUACAUAUGGGUUCAAAAGGAUGCAUUACCUAUUUAUGCGAUUCCUAAGGAUAUACAAGACUUGAUCAAGAAAGACAAAGUACCUGGAGUUUUGAAAAGGCCAUUGUGUGUCUCAACAUACAAGGACUAUUUUGCUGCUCUUCUAUAUGCAGAGGACUUUUAUAUUGAGCAAUGGAGUAAGUUCAAAUUGUUGGGCAUCACUUUAAAGUUGCAAGAAGCUACAAUUAAAUGGUCAUACUUCACAGACAGUGAUGAUAAGGAUGAUAGAAUAUUUGUGGAAUUUAAGAUUGAUGCGGCACGUGAGAAACGGCCAUUUCUUUUAUCAAGGGACUUUGUCUUUGCAAAACCUUCAGGAAGUAAUAUUGAGCCAUUUCAGGGUAUAAUCUAUCGAGUGGUGAAAAGCACUACUGUAUUAGUUGAAUUUGGUAAAGGUUUUCAUUCUCAACAUUAUUCGUCUCGCAAAUAUGAUGUUAGCUUCUCAUUUAACAGAGUUUGUUUAAAAAGGGGACAUCAAGCAAUUGAAGCUGCUUCGCAUCCUACAUUUGAAAGUUUCACUUUCCCUAGUUUUCGCUCCAGAAGGCUCAUUUCUGCCUCAUCUCCUUCCUAUUUUAAUUAUAAACUUGAUACAGAUCAAAUGUCAGCAGUUCAACAGAUCAUAAAAUUCCAUGGUUCGCCACCUUAUCUUAUUGAAGGUCCACUUUGUGUAACUAAAGAAAAACGGAAUGAGCCUAAAGCAUUAUCAAGAACCGGAUUGGUUAUCCAAGAAGCAAUGCUUCAAAUUUAUAAAAAGUCUCGAGAUCAUCGGAUUCUUGUAUGUGCACCUAUCAACAGCACAUGUGAUUUGCUAACAAGAAGCUUGAAGAAGUACAUUCCUGAAUCGGAUAUAUUUCGAGGAAAUGCUGCUUUUCGGGAGAUAGAUGGCGUACCUCUUGACAUUCUCCCUUCAUGUGUUUUAAAAGGUGAAUGCUUUGCUUGUCCUCCACUUCAAGAACUCCAAAAAUUCAGAGUAAUAGUGUCUACUUAUGUAAGUAGCUUUCGGCUGCACAAUAAAGGCAUCAUGGCUGGUCAUUUUAGUCACAUUUUUGUGGUGGAUGCCUCAUCAGCUACUGAGCCGGAAGCAAUGAUUGCUUUAGCUAAUUUUGCUACUGAUGACACUACUGUAAUAGUCACUGGUGCACAAGGAAACCGUUCCGGUUGGGUACGUUCUGAUAUUGCUAGGGAGAAUGGACUGAGGGAAUCAUACUUUGAAAGACUUCAUGAAAAAAUUGCAAGCAAUAGUGUUAAUAAAUCGUUGUUCCUUGCACAGAUUGACAAUCCGAAAUCAAAUUGCAAAUCGGAUAAUGAUGCCUACAGCUUAGUUUCAUACUCCAUUCUGUAAGUUACUCUUUCCAUAAAUGGAACUUUAUCACUACUGUAAUUUUGUGCUUUUUGAAUUUUCCUGCUUUUGUCUAUGUACAUAUGUGAUUGAAGUUUAUGAGUCUACAGUCAGAUGAUUUUCAAUGCCGGGUUAGACUAAAUCUCUCAAGAGAGGCCUUCUAAGGGUAAAGUGCUUUCAAUAAAUAUUUAUUUCAUUCAA